UGAUGUCCACUGGCAAUGGUAAAGCAAGAAGGAGGAGGUGGCUCUGCGGGGAACAGGGAGGGACCUCCGGGGAAACGAAACUGAAACUUUGCAGCCCGAGUGGCAGGGGCGGGACGCGCUUUUGCCCCGUCCUGGCUGUGCAGCGUCCUCCAGCCCCAGUGAGCCAGACGCAGACAGCUAUGGCCUCCAGACCCUGCCAGCCGUCCCCACUCCUCGUGCGGCUGCCGAAGUCCAUCCCUGGGGCGCACCGGAAGCUGGAGAAGUAUUUCCAGAGCCGGGUAUCGGAUGGCGGGGAAUGCACUGUGCGACCGGUGGGCCCCAAGGACCCGGACACCUUCGAGGUGAAGUUCCUACAAAGGGCAGCUAAGGAGAGAGUGUUGAAAAAAGGAGAGCACAUGAUGAUGGUUGAUGAAAAGCCUGUGCCCAUUUUCCUGGAAAACAACAAAAAUCUAAUAGAGGAUCCAAGGCCCAGAGCUCCUUCCUUGACGUGGUCAGAAGCUGAGACACCGACAUCCAGAAUUUCUUCAAUACAGUUAGAAGCAGAGUGGCUGAGCUCCACGGUCUCUUCUUUGACACAGUUGGAAGCUGAGUCUCCAAGAUCUUCUUCCUUGACACAGUUAGAAGCUGAGGCUCCAAGAUCUUCUUCCAAGACACAGUUAGAAGCUGAGGCUCCAAGAUCUUCUUCCUUGACACAGUUAGAAGCUGAGGCUCCAAGAUCUUCUUCCAAGACACAGUUAGAAGCUGAGGCUCCAAGAUCUUCUUCCAAGACACAGUUAGAGGCAGAGUCGCUGAGCUUCACAGUCUUUUCCUUGACACAGUCAGAAGCUGAAAUGCCAUCUGAUGAGAAGCAUCCAAAUGAAGGGCCUAUUCUUAAUUCUGUUGACUCUGUUGUUCAAAAGAUUUUUCUUGCUGUGACAGCUGACCUGAACUGCAAACUGCUUUCCAAAGAGCAGAGAGCACAGAUAAGCACUCUUUGUCCUGAUGUCAUAAAAGUAGAGAGCAAUGAUGGGAUUGAGAAGGUGUGUGGCAACUUCAAGGAUAUUGAAAAGAUCUAUCACUUAUUGAGUGAGCAGCUCAUGGGAAGUGAAAAGAAACAGGAGUAUACCCCUUCAGCUGCAGAGAGGGACCCGACCGAUCAGGAAGACUGGGACAGCUACAUUUUCCCUCCUGAACCAAAAGCCGACUUAGAAGACAAAGAGAGCCGUUUUGAAGUUUCCUUGCCUUUCCUUGAAUACUUCAGACACACCUGUCCUGAAAAAAUUAAGUCCAUAGAGGAGAGAUUUGAUGUAAAUAUUGAAAUCCGAGACUGUUCUCCCAAUAUGGUCUCCAUAUACUUUGUCUCCAGGCAAUCAGGCAACUUAGAGGCAGCUCGUGAAUCUUUUGCUAGAGAGUUUCAGAAAUGCACUCAGCCCCUGAAGCAAGACUGUGUCUCUCUCCCAGACGCUAAGAGAGCAAGUGAAGUCAGACAGGAGUUGAGUCGCUGCUUUCCAAAGCUCCUGAUAAAGGAGCAAGGAGCGACGCUAACUCUCCUCGGGCCCCAAGAAGACCUUUCAGCUGCCAAAGACAAACUUGCUCAAAACUUUGUCAGAAGAUCUGUGAAAAUACUGACUUCUGGUUGCACUGCAGGAGUUGAAGUCGAUACUGCUCGCUUUAAGCUUCUAGAAACAGAAUUACUCCGGGAGAUAUCAGAGAUAGAACAAAAUUACAACACUUGCAGUAAAGUCCUAGAGAAAAAUCAGAAAACAUGCAUUCUGUUUGAACCCAGGGAUAAGAAGAUGGAUCUGUCCGUGCACUCAUAUGCAAGUUUCAUUGAUGCCUUCCAACAUGCCACCUGUCAGCUGAUGACAGAAGUUCUGUUACUGAACCCUUUGGGUAAGGAGAGAAAUCAAUUACACAAGACCAAAUUUGCUGAUGACUUUAUAAAAAGGCACCCUAACAUACACUUUGUGCUGGCCGGAGAGUCAGUGACUUUGACUGGUUUGCCAAAUCACCUUGCACAGGCAAAGCAGUAUGUCUUAAAAAGAAUGGGACUGUCACCAUCAUCUGGAGAGAAACUGAAUUUGGAUCAUGAAACACCCAUGGAUAUUGACAGGAAUGCUUCAAAAGCAGCUUUGCCUCCACCUGAGGGGUCUGCUAGUUCUGAGGCCUCCAAGGUGGAGAAGGAAGGUGAAGAGUGCGCCAUCUGCAUGGAUACCAUCACUGACAAGCGCGUGCUCCCAAAGUGCAAGCAUGCGUUCUGCACCCUUUGUAUCCACAAAGCCAUGUCCCUCAAGCCGGUCUGUCCUGUGUGUCAGACUUCCUAUGGUAUCCAGAAAGGGAAUCAGCCAGAAGGAACCAUGACUUAUUCCGUUUUAAGACAGUCACUUCCAGGUUAUGGACACUGUGGCACAAUUAUGAUUCGGUACAACAUGAGAAGUGGCACACAAACAAAAGAGCACCCAAACCCAGGAAAGCCUUAUGUGGGAACACAGCGAACUGCAUACUUGCCUGAUAAUCCAGAGGGAAGGAAAGUUUUGCAUCUGCUUCAGGUAGCCUUUCAUCAAAAGCUGAUUUUCACAGUAGGGUACUCACGAGUAACAGGAAUGUCAGAUGUUGUUACAUGGAAUGAUAUCCACCACAAAACAUCCCAGACCGGAGGACCAGAGCGUUAUGGCUACCCUGAUCCUCAUUACCUGGAACGAGUCCAAGAGGAGCUGAAGGCGAAGGGGAUUGAGUAAGGAAACUGCUGGAAGGAUGUCUUAGCAGCUUUUGGAAGAUGUAGACCUAAAUCUUUUUGUUCGAAAACCUUACAAAACUUUACAUGUCAAGAAACAGUUUCUAUGAAAGUACAAGUCUGCUAAUCUGUCAUUUCUAGAGUGUUGCUCUUUCACUGAAGGCAAAGAUAAAGGACGAGGACUGAGGAGAGGCACUGAGUCAGAAAAGUGCUUGCUGCACAACUAUGAGGAUGUGAGUUCGGAUCCUUAACAUCCAGGUGAAAGCCCAGUGUGGUGGCAUAUACCUGAAAUCCUCGUGAGUGGAGACAGGAGGAUCCCUGGAACUCACUGCUGGUCUAACCUAGCCAGGACAGUGAGCUCCAGGUUCAGAGAGACCCUGUCUGAAAAAAAAUAAGGUAGAGAGCAACAGAGGAAGAUGCCCAGUGUCAACCUUUGGCCUCCAUGUGCACAUACAUGCACAUACCCAAAGAAAAGCAGGGGGAAAAAAAGAUAAUGGGCUGUAUAAUUUUGCUCAAGAAAUCUGAUCUCAUUCUUGUGCUAUGGUUUGGGUGUGAGGUGGGCUUGAAACUACCUUUUAUCUCUCAGUUGAACCAUUAGUAACUAAUUGAACCCUUUAUCCCCCUCAUCUGUUUUUUGUUUUGAUUUGUUUUUGGUGCUGGCAAUUAAACCCAGGGCCAAUGAGUUCCACCCCAAGUCCUGUGAUCCUUUUCCAUUACUGGAGUUGUAUUUUGGUUGUUGGCUUGCCUUUUAAUCUCUGCCUGUGAAAGUGAAACCCUUGUGUAAAUAAGUAAUUAAAAUGGGCUUCCCUUCCCCCAAGAAAAGUGUCCAGGACAAUAGGCAAUCUUUGAUGAUAAAUAGAACAAUGGCUUUAUUUCUCACCACACAGUGCCUAGUAAACAGUUGGUGCUUAGCAUGUGUUUGUUACCUGACUCAAGUUGCUAGAAACUCAACAGAGGAAUCUAUAUUCUCUUAAUCUCUGACAGAAGGGAUGGGAAGCCUUUCUGGAGACCUUGGCACUCAUUUGAAGACUGAGUUUCUUAUCCUGGAGUGUUUCUUGGUUAAACUCUGAGCCUGUGACUUGGGCUCUUCCCUGAACCUUGGAACUUGCUCUGUGGGGUACACAGAAAUGCAAUAUGAUUUUUGAUAUCUUUUCCUACUGGUUAUGUUGCACUUCUGAGUAAGCUCUGUUUCCAAUGUAAACAGAUACAUAACCUUGCUUUAAUUUAACAUUUUAUAAUAACUAUAGCUCUAAUAUAAUAGGUUUCUAAAACUCCCUUUGCUAAUUCCUACCAAUUCAUGUUUUCUCACUUAAAAACUUUCUAAUCCCUUCUCUGGACUGCAAAAAAGGAGAGAAUCAAACCUAUUGUAAAGGUUACAUGACAUGUCAAAUUUUACUUUUAAGUAGUUCUCCAAAUCAGAAGAGAGUCACAAGUACAAAUCAUCUGUUAUCUGUGUUACUUUAAAAUGGUGCAUGAUAUUCAUGCACAUAAGAACUGUUUGACCAGACAAUACUAGCUACUAUUUAUUGAGUAUUUACUUUGUCCUCUUUAUAAAAGCUUUACAUUAGUGGGAAUAACACAACUAGCCUCAUCCUUUGAUCAAAAAUCUGAUGCAUAGGGCCUAGAGAAUUGACUCAGCAAUUAAGAGCACUUGCUGUUCUUCAGGAAGGACCUGGGUUCAAUUCCUAGCAUACACAUGGUUGGCUAACAACAAUCUGUAACUCCAGUUCCUAGGAAUCUGAUCCCCUCUUCUGGCCUCUGUGGGCACUGCACAGCAUAGGUGCACUUACAUACACACAGGCAAAGCACUCAUAUACAUAAAAUAAAAAUAAAGAUUUAUAUAAAAAAAGAAUCUGAUGCAUAGAGAGGAUUAGUCAACACUAAAGGUUGCAUAGUUAGUAAGGGGAAAAUGCUGCUUUUUGCUUCAGUUAAGAUUUUGAUUUUUCAAGACAGGAUGCCAUUAGCCCAGACUGGCCUCUCACUAUGUAGCCAAGGCUGGCCUUGAGCUCUGACCCUCCAGCCUCACUCCUGUCUCCAGGAUGGGAUACAGGUGCUGGGAAUACCACUACACAGGCUUGAAGUGCUGGCUCUUGGACCAGGUAGUGUGGUUCCAGGGCUUCUGCACCCCUGGGCUGCACUGCCUGCUAUGGUACAGGGGUGCUUUUCCAUGGAUCAGGCUGAGGAGUCCCUCUGUUCUGGGCUUCUUUCAGAAAUGGAUUCCUUCACAGUGCUCAAAGCAAAUUCAGGUAAGAAAGUCCUAUUUGAAUAGUGUGAAAACACAGGAUCUUUCCUUUGUCCAGAGUGCUAAGGACACAUAAACUAAAUGACAUCUUUUCUUAAAAAUGGUGCAUACUCUUAGGUUUGUUUGCUUUCUUGCUUGCUUUAGAUAGUCUCACUAUGUUACUCAGGCUGGACUUGAACUUGAGAUUCUCCUCCCUCAGCCUCCUAAGUAGCUGGAAUUACAGGUACACACAACACCGAAUUUUUAAAACCCAAUUUUUUGUUUUUGUCUUGUUUCUGAGACAAGGUCUUGCUCUGUAUCCCAGACUCAUCUUGAACUUGGAGUAAGUGCUAAGAGUGCAGGUGUCCACCACCUUGCGUGGCUUCUACAUCCAGUUUAUGCCUUUUACUUUUGAGGUUUCAUUAAGUUUUGAUUGUUAUGAUCAAUUGAUUAUUUUCUGUCUCCUAAUCGUGUAGCAAAUUUUGCUCCAAAGAAGCAAACAUUUGGUUUCUGUUAAGUUCUGAAUCUUAUAUCCCAUCAUGUGUGCCUGGGCAAGUUCAGUGGUGUGACUGGCUAGCGGGCACUUGGAUUAUUGAUUUUGCUCUUUGGAAGGUGUUAUCAUCUGCCUUAAAUAAAGUUUGAUCUUUAUUUAGAACAGA
Molecule: messenger RNA, 5593 nt
Organism: Nannospalax galili (Upper Galilee mountains blind mole rat)
Lineage: Eukaryota; Metazoa; Chordata; Mammalia; Rodentia; Spalacidae
Gene: Dtx3l
Product: deltex E3 ubiquitin ligase 3L
Exons: 5
Coding region: 3-2717 (904 amino acids)
Biological process (GO): Notch signaling pathway; protein ubiquitination
Source: RefSeq, a predicted model, not a curated record